CAUCACGGCGCGCUGACGUCACGCCGCUGUCAUGGCGCCGCGGCGUCCCGCCGAGCUGUACCGGGCGCCGUUCCCGCUCUACACCGUCCGCCUGCACCCGCGGCGGCCGCUCGCCAUCACCGCCGGCGGCGGAGGCGCCGCCAAGACCGGCAUCCGCAAUGGCGUGCACUUCCUGCAGCUGGAGCAGAUCGGGGGGCAGCUCAGCGCCUCGCUGCUGCACUGCCACGACACCGAAACCCGCGCCACCAUGACCAUGGCGCUGGCCGGGGACGUGAUUGCGGCCGGGCAGGACAACAGCUGCCACAUCCUGCGCUUCAGCCUGCAGGAGCCCGAGGGGCCGGGCGCCGCCGGGAAAGACGGCAGCGGGGACAAGGGCGCACGGCGGCGGCGCGGCCCCGGCCCCGGCCCCGGGGGGGCUGCGGGCGGCGCGCAGAGCGGCGGGGCCCGCGAGGUGAGGGUGGAGAGCCUGCAGCGCGUGCGCACCGACUUCAGCCCCGACGCCCUGCAGAAGGCCGUGCGCUUCAGCGCCGACGGAGCCCUGCUCGCCACCGGCGGCGCCGACGGCUUCCUGCGCCUCUGGGAGUUCCCCAGCAUGAAGAAGACGUUGGAGUUCAAAGCCCACGAUGGGGAGAUUGAGGACAUCGCACUGGGCCCUGACAACAAGCAGGUAGUGACGGCAGGGAGGGACUUCCAGUGCUGCGUGUGGCAGCAGGACCAGCUGGUGACAGGGCUGCGCUGGCACGAGAACCUGCCUGGCAUCCCUGACAAGGCCUAUCGCUACCAGGCCUGCCGGUUUGGCGCCGUGGAGGGCAGUGCCGGCGCUCUGCGGCUCUACACUGUGCAGGUGCCCCACAAGCGGGAGCGCCGCCCCCCGCCCUGCUACCUGACCAAGUGGGACGGGAAGAGCUUCCUGCCCCUGCUGACGCGGCCCUGCGGCUCCGAGGUGGUCUCCUGCCUCUCCAUCAGUGAUUCGGGCACCUUCCUGGGGCUGGGCACAGUGACGGGCUCGGUGGCCAUCCACAUUGCCUUCUCGCUGCAGAGGCUGUACUACGUGAAGGAGGCCCACGGCAUCGUGGUGACGGACGUGGCCUUCGUCCCCGAGAGCCGGCCGGGGCGGGAGCUGCUGGGGGGCCACGAGGCCGCGCUGCUCAGCGUGGCCGUGGACAGCCGCUGCAAGCUGCACCUGCUGCCCUCCCGCCGCUCCCUCCCUGUCUGGCUGCUGCUGCUGCUCUGCGCCGGGCUCAUCGUGGCCACCAUCCUGCUGCUGCAGCUCGCCUUCCCGGGCUUCCUGUAGCCCCCUCACCCUGGAGGGGCCCCCUGGGACCCCCCAG
Messenger RNA from Oenanthe melanoleuca, 1331 nucleotides. It is a transcript of the gene PREB, whose product is annotated as prolactin regulatory element binding. The transcript has 10 exons. Lineage: Eukaryota; Metazoa; Chordata; Aves; Passeriformes; Muscicapidae. Bases 32 to 1294 code for a protein of 420 amino acids. The record is from RefSeq and is a predicted model, not a curated record. Gene Ontology annotation, cellular component: endoplasmic reticulum membrane. Gene Ontology annotation, molecular function: protein binding; guanyl-nucleotide exchange factor activity; GTPase activator activity. Gene Ontology annotation, biological process: protein secretion.